Molecule: messenger RNA, 2317 nt
Organism: Lutzomyia longipalpis
Lineage: Eukaryota; Metazoa; Arthropoda; Insecta; Diptera; Psychodidae
Gene: Hakai
Exons: 5
Coding region: 91-1254 (387 amino acids)
Biological process (GO): protein ubiquitination; regulation of cell adhesion
Molecular function (GO): ubiquitin protein ligase activity
Source: RefSeq, a predicted model, not a curated record
AAGAAGAAGGAAAAGUUUGUUUACGUUGUUGAAAAUCUCGAGAAUCUCCCAAUUUCCUGCCUCUUCCUGGACACUGCACAGCCUGAAACCAUGCCAAAACGCGGAAGACCAAGGAAGAAAAAUGUCUGUGUGAUUGCAUCGGAUGAGGAGCCGGUAAUGUCGCAAGAUUCCGAAGCACAGAGCAAUGAGGAUGAAAAAGAAGAGGUUAUCAACCAGGAAAAUAUACCGGUUGUAGCUCCAAAGAUUGACAUGGAAGCUGAUAUAUCCCAGCUGGAAGCUCCAACUUUCACGACAAUUCAACGCUCUGUUCCGGAACCGAUGCUGAGACUCAAAUGGAACCACCGUGUGACACUUAUUGGGGAAAAAGUUCUCAAUCCCAUGAUUCAUUGCUGCGAUAAGUGUCUCAAACCCAUCCUUAUUUAUGGAAGAAUGAUUCCCUGCAAACAUGUCUUUUGCCUUGCUUGUGCCCCAACAGAGCCACUUAAAGAAUGCUUCCGGUGCAAAGAGAAAGUUUGCCGUGUAGAGCAAUCUGGUCUGGGAUCUGUAUUUAUGUGUACCCAUGGAGGAUCUCGAUACGGUAGUAAGGGCUGCAGAAGAACUUAUCUGUCUCAGAGGGAUCUCCAGGCACACAUUAAUCACAGGCACCUACCACAUAUGGCAGCCAGUCAAGAGAACUCCAAUUCUGACGUAACAAUGGGUGAACCACUGAAACCCACAUCAAAUCCAAGAAAGCUGUCCGGGAGUGAGGGUUCGACGCCCCUGAGAACAACUCCGAGGGGUACUCAGCAAUUUACAUUGGGCCAGCAGGGGGCUCGAACGAAUUUGAUCUCAGUACCCCUUCAAGAUCCUCAGCAGUCGGUUAUUUCGUCAAUUGUGGGUAUCAGUGGGCAGCAAGCAAGUCAGCAGGAUAUUGGUGUUGUGUCCAAUCCCUACUUUGCCAUUAGUUCAGCUCAGGGCUUAUUCACGCAGGCUGCUCAGAAUUUCACGAGUAUCACUUCCAUGGCAGGACAAGUGACUCUCGGUAGUCAGACAGGGAGGAAUAUGAUUAGCAUGCCACAGAGCACAUUGGCUGGGCAGAAUCCUCCCACAACAGCUGGUUCCAUCCAGACUUCAUCCUUUUUCCCACAAUACUCUACCGGACAGACGCAGUACAAUCAACUGCCGCACUAUCAAAAUCAACCUGGCUACGAUCAGCAGAUGUACAACUCCAAUGUCCAGCAGAAUCAGCCGUGGAAUCAGCAAUACUAUAGAUAAGCCGGAUAAGAAAAAAUCUCCCUGGAAAAUCACAAAAAAAGAAAAUUCAAGGCCAUAAAGCCGGAUAGAUUGGUCUUUGAUGAAACUCCACCAAGAUUAAUCACUUCCGGAUGAUUUUUUUCUCUUAGCCAAUAUACCCCAAAUUAUUGCUUGAUAAGCGCGAUAAGGUACGAUAAGUGAGAUGUUUUUUGUGAAAUUCCGCAGUGAAUUUGAGUUUGUGAAACAAUGAAGUUUGUCGUGAAGUUUUGUGUGAUCCUGCUUGUCCUUCCGGUCAUUGUGAUGGCGGGAAAGGAGAAGGAAAUGCUGAAGAAUUUUGCAGUUGAAACGGAAAAGUUCCAGCAUCAGAUUCAUCAGCAAAUUAGGAAUAUUAAAAAUUCCUUUUCAAAUGAUACGUCCAGAGAAUUGGUGCAAAUGUGGCUGUCUGUGGAUGAAACACUUGCGGACAUGGAAAACCUAAAGAUGGGCAUUAGGCGUAUGAUGGAAGAUUCAGAGGCAAAAUGCGUCGAUGAGUGUCCAACGAAGUACGACGUUGCAAUUGAUGUGGCUAAUGUUGGGUAUCAGGAAUGCCUGAGGAGGACACACAACACAUCCGAAGUUCUCAUUGAGGAUUUCCUGAGCAGAGCUCACGCAGAAUGGCGGAAGAGGAGCAAUGUACAAAUCUCUCGACUUUACGACCUUUUUCACAGAGAAAUCCAAGGAAAUUCCAUGCCAGAUGUCAUUGAGGGCCUCCAGAAGGAAGUUAAGAGCAGCAGUAUGGGAUGGGAUAACAAAGACUCGGUGGAGCUGAGCAGGAAGGAGUGGGAGAACAAAAGUGAGCUCCAGAGAACAGGAAUGAGUACAUUUACGUGCUUCCUCAUUGUUCGAAAUGAAUUAUUCGGAAAGAUCAAAGAGAUUGAGGCUUUCCUCAAUGAUAAUUGCCUCAAAUCUACACGAAAAUUGUAAAAAUUUCUAAAGAAAAAUUUGUCAAAAUUUUACAGUUUAAAGUUUAUUAAAUCCACGCAGACGAAAUGCAUUUCAGUGUACAACAAUUUAAAUAUAAAUAAAAAUUACGUAGACAGUUGAA